AUGGCCCCGCAAAUCACUCAGGCGCGAGGCGAGGCAUCGGCGUCGCGAAGGCCAAAGCCCAAGGCGCGUGGUCAAAAUGUCCCCGAGCGACUCCAUGAACCGGUGGAUUGCGUCUUGCGCAAAACUUCCGUUGAUUGGGCGCUUCGCAAGAUGGGGUCUUGCCGUGGACCUGAGGAGGAGGUGCCAGCUCCAGAGCAGCCGGAAUUGACAUGCCCGGGGCUGAAGGUUGCGCCCGGCAAGGGUCAGGUGACUCCGGAGGCCAGUGGACAGGAGACCUGUGAAGCCGGUGGGGCAGGCCAGGAGCUGCCCAACAAGUCCCACUUCUUCGUCCAGCUGUCUCCGGCCCCCAGGCGUCAAGCCUACUGCCCCGGAGUCUAUGUGGAGAAGGAUUCGUCUUCAACUCCGGCACAACCUGCCGACCCUGAAGCACAGAGAAGUCCGAAUUCCACGGGCGCCGCGGAGAAGGUUGCACAGAUGCGCUCCCGCAUCAAGGUCAUCAAGGAGCUGCGGACCCAGAGUGCGGACCAGCCAGAGGUGCCGGCGACACGGGCACUCGCUCCGGCCAAGUCCACUGCCCAACCCCAGGAGAGGCUGGCGUCCAUCUUGAACUUUUUGGAAGAGGUUGAGGAAUCCUCGAAGGCGGAUAUGUCUUCGCUCGUCUCGUCAGCGCGAUCAUCGAGAACUGCAGGAAAUUGGGAUGAUGACGUGGACCUGGCAGACAGGCCUCACAUUCCAUCUGGGCUGACACAGGACGCGAGCGCUGCUCAUUCGCGGGCAUCCAUGCUUGAGGUUGAGGUGCACGACAAGAAGCAGAUCAUCGACUCGCUGAAGCGCGCACUCAAAGAAUCUCAGGAGCACGAGAAGCAGUUGGUGCAAGAGACGGUCAAAGAGUGGGAAGACAAGCUGCAGAAGCAAAAGGCCCACUACGAGGCCGGCGUUGAAAGGCAUCUGAGACUGGUGGACCGCCUGCUGAACGACAAGACGGAGCUCACCAAGCGCUGCGAGCUCUUCGCGGAGGAGCUGAAGGCGGUGGAGCGGAAGUUCCAGAUGAAGAUCGAGGAGAUGGAGGACCACGGCGCCAAGGAGCUCGCCAAGAACAAGCAGAACUGGAUCGCCACGGAGCGCAUGAAGCGGGAAUCCUGGGAAAAGGAGAAGGUGAAAGAGAUCAAGGAGAUGACCAUCAAGGGGCUGCAGCCAGAGGUGGAGCGAAUCUUGUCGGAGAGGAAGCAGGAUAAGGUGAGGAUGGAGGAGCGGCAGCGGGAGGCGCUGGAGGAGCAGCGGCGGGAGCUGAUGGACCUCUCCCAGCAGCAGCUGCGGGAGCUCAGGGACCAGAAGAACCGCGAGAUGGAGGAAGCCUUGGACCGGGAGCGCGAGACCCACCGCCGGAAGCUGCGGGAGGACUUCGAGCGCUUCAGUCGGGAGUUGCAGGAGGAGCGGCAGAAGUGCGCGCAGGACCUCACCUCUGAGCGGCGGCUGCGAGAGGAGCUGCUGCGCCAGGGGAGCGAGGGCUCGGAGCAGAAGCUGCGGGAGGCGCUGGCGGCGGAGCGCCAGCGUGGCCAGCAGCAAGUGCAGGAGGCGGAGCGGCUUUUGGCGGAGGCCAAGGCCAACUUUGGUGUCCAGCUGCAGCAGCUAGAGGAGCGCCUGCGUGCGGAGGCGAGGGCGGCCCAGCAGGUGGCCGACACCCGCAGCAAGGAGGAGCAGGAGCAGCGGGAAGCCGCGCUGAGGCAGCAGCUGAGCACGGAGCGGGAUCGGCAGCUGGAGGUUCUCAUGGAGCGCCUCAGCCGAGAGCACGCGGAGCAGAAGUUGGCCCAGGAGAAGGAGACCAAGGAGAGGCUGCAGGAGGCCCGAGCUGCCGCAGGAGAAGAAGCCGCUCGACUUGCCAAGGAAAUGGAGCAGACAAAGGGCGAGGUUGCCAUGAUCAUGGCACAAAAGAAACAGCAGGAGGAGCUUGUGCGGAGCCUGAAGGACCUGCAGGCAUCGGACACUGCGCGCAUGGGCGACCUCCAGAGAAGAUGUUCCGAGCUCGAGGCCGAGCGCGGCCAAUGGCACGCCGUCGCUGACAAGGCGGCGGCAAAGCACCAACAAGAGCUCCGGAGCCUGGAUGAGAUGAAGGAGAAGGAACUGGAAGACCUGCGCGAAGACCUGGGCCUCGCCCUGGCGCGCGUGAAGGAGGAGCAGGGAAAGCUGGCGGACCUGCAGGCGGACUCCAAGCGUCGAGAGGAGCAGAUCAUCGGGGAGUUGGAGGCAAAAGUCAAGAGAACUUUGCAAGCCAAGGACGAGACGAUUGCCGAGCUUCGCAAGCGUUGCUCUGCGUUGGACAACAAGGUUCAGGAAUUCAACUACCUGCUGGAGAGGCAACGAGAAGAGCUCGUGGGUGGACUGGUUCGGGACUCUCGUCGCUGA
Effrenium voratum is the source of this 2403-nucleotide messenger RNA. NCBI's taxonomy places the organism in Eukaryota, Dinophyceae, Suessiales, Symbiodiniaceae. The record is from the annotation of a GenBank genome assembly.